Arabidopsis lyrata subsp. lyrata is the source of this 1770-nucleotide messenger RNA. Its product is annotated as GDSL esterase/lipase At4g10955. The transcript has 4 exons. The record is from RefSeq and is a predicted model, not a curated record. The coding region runs from base 458 to 1537 and encodes 359 amino acids. NCBI's taxonomy places the organism in Eukaryota, Viridiplantae, Streptophyta, Magnoliopsida, Brassicales, Brassicaceae.
UUUAAAAAUAGAAUUUGUUUGCGAAUCUAGUUUUGAUGAGAAUGGCAGCAGAAAGGAGUACACUUGAUAAAAUCUAGUUUUGAUGAAAUUGGCAGCAAAAGUGAGUACUACUAAUCCACUUAUUAAUAUGUUUUUAAUUGCCAAUUUGUAGGAACUAGGACCUUGUCAAAUGUAAAUAAAGAGGUUGUUGAUACAUUCUGGCUCGCGUUAAUGCUCGUCUUGAUGUUAAAGGGAUAGGUGGUUCCCAGGGAGGUCUCAAUACCUCCGGAUCAAAAAAGUCUUCAUCAUCCUAGAAAAAGUCUUCAGAUUUUAGCAUCUAUAAAUCGUUCUUUUAUGGAAUUCUUGAAAGAAAGAACUCUAUGAUUGCUUAGUGGGAUCUCUUCCUUAACCAGAUUCUAUUGUAUUCGAUUCUGAUUGACCUAUAAAACCACGGACAAGGGAAGAAGAGGAAGGAGCGAUGGCCUCAGAUAGAGAUGCUUUCAGCGUUUCUGGCCCCUUCCAUCUUACCUCUGUUGAUUGGAACGAUUCUUACCAUCGAACUUCAGUGGCAUCAUGUUUGGUAAAUGGAGUGUACUUAUUAGAAGGGGACAGGCUUAAGAAAAGGGUAGGUCGUCCCGAUUCACGAGCCCCGGCUUGGUGGGAAUUUUUCCACUUCACUUUACUCGAAACCUUGAUCGACAACGACGGCUCAAUAUAUGGCGCCGUUUUCGAAUACAACAACUACAACCUUUACAAAAACACCCCUAAUUUGAAAUUACCUCCACAUUAUGUGAUUGCCUUCCGCGGCACGGUUCUAAAAGGAGAAACUUGGAUGCCUGAUGUGAAACUUGACAUCCGAUGCAUCUUUAAUAACCUCCAUGGAGGCGGCCGGACUAUCCACGCCAUACAAGCUAUCAGCGCUAUGAUUGACAAACACAGCGAAUCAGCUAUAUGGCUUGCUGGACACUCUUUGGGAGCCGCCCUAGUGUUGAUGGCCGGGAAGACCAUGAACAUUUAUGGAUUCCUCCUCGAGAGUUACAUAUUCAACCCACCCAUCAUAACUGUUCCUCUGGAGCAGCUACCUGGCGGCGGUACACUUAAAGGUGUGUAUCGAAUCGCCGAGAGUCUCGUCAAAGCUACUGCAGCUAGUUUCGAGAUGGCCUUAACCAAUCAACGGGUUCAAGAAGAUUCUAAGACAGCAUCGUGGAUACCUUAUAUAUAUGUGAAUCCAGCAGAUCCAAUUUGUGCAGGAUACAUCGAUUACUUCAGACACAAAACCUUCAUGUCUAAGAUCGGAGCAAGUAAAAUCGAGAAAACCGGUUCUAGACAUUCAUUUAGAACUCAAUGGAAACGAGGAAUAGGAACAUCAUCACCACUGUCCGAUUUGUCAAUGGAACCUCUUCACCUUCUUCAAUCAGCAGAUAUGACUAUCAACAAAAACAAAUCGUGUUCGUCUAUGGUAGCUCAUGGGCUUCACCAAUGGUGGGAGCAAGACUCGGUCCUAAGGAAAAAUUGGAAAAGCUGCUUAAUUAGGCCCGACCCUGAAGGCAAAUCUUGAAAGGAUGCAUCAAAUGAUAUAUGCCUCUUAUAUAUAUGUUCUGCUGAUCUUUAGUUUGGAACACUUUAUUUACCCUUUUUCAUGGCACUAUGGUUCGUUUUCUUCUAUUUUGUGUUUGCCUGUCUUUUCCAUGUUUUGGAAUCACUAAUAAUAAAAACUGAUUGUAGUUGGAUUUCAAUUCUAUUAAAGCCUGUUUUGGUGAGAUAUCCGACUUUUAAUGGUGAUAUGUUUUG